Messenger RNA from Penicillium coprophilum, 1629 nucleotides. Its product is annotated as FAD-binding oxidoreductase. Gene Ontology annotation, molecular function: FAD binding. The transcript has 3 exons. The coding region runs from base 1 to 1629 and encodes 542 amino acids. The record is from RefSeq and is a predicted model, not a curated record. NCBI's taxonomy places the organism in Eukaryota, Fungi, Ascomycota, Eurotiomycetes, Eurotiales, Aspergillaceae.
AUGCAUCUCUCAACCCUCAUUGGCGGGUUAUCCGCGAUUGGCGGUCUGACCCUGGCCCACGCCGCUGUGACCAACCCGGUUAUCGAAGCCGAUAAUUUCAACGUCACCGCCGCAUUGGAGGAUCUCGGUGUGGAUGUAUCCAAAAUUGACGCAUUGGACUCAUACACUACAAUCGAGGCACGAUCGAUCGAGAACGCCGCCUGCGCAGCUGCUUGCGCAAGCUUGAGCUUCCUUUUUGGCUCCAAGGUCUCUGCUCAAAAUUCUGAUGGGUACAACGCCUUCACUGGCUCGUUCUGGUCCGUGCAGCAAGAAGAGGUCCAGCCUCGUUGCGUUUUCCGUCCUACCAAGAACACGGAGGUUAGCACUGCAGUUUUGCUUGCCCGUUUGACUGGUUGCGAGUUUGCUGUUCGCAGUGGUGGCCAUGCUGCCUUUACCGGUGCUUCCAGCGCCCCUGGCGGAAUCAGCAUCUGGUUCAAGGAUAUGAACGCCGUUACCCUUAACGCGGACAAGACGGUCGCCUCUAUUGGGCCUGGAAACAACUGGCUCUCUACAUACUCUGCCCUUGAGCCCUAUGGCCUGGCUGUUGUUGGAGGUCGUGCCUCUAGCAUUGGUGUUGGUGGCUUCGUUUUGGGUGGUGGAAUCUCCUACCACUCCAACCUGCACGGAUGGUCUUGCGACAAUGUUCAGAGCUUUGAGGUCGUCACCGCCAGCGGUUUGAUUAUCACUGCAAGUGCAACCUCCUUCCCUGACCUCUACUGGGCUCUGCGUGGUGGUGGUAGCAACUUCGGCAUUGUCACCAAGUACAAUCUGUACACCAUCCCCUCCCCAGAGCUGUACGGUGGCGCCAGAAUUUUCCUCCAGUCCGAGUUCCCCAAAGUUGUCAACGCUUGGAUCAACGUCAUCAACAAUGCCACCGUUGACCCCAACGCCCAGCAAUAUGUCGCCUUCCUCUCGAACCAAGGAAUGAACCUUGCCACUGCCGAGCUGACCUACGUCAAGAAUGACCCCAACCCCGAGAUCUACAAGCAAUACAGAAAUAUUUCGGCCAUUGCCGACAACUCCAGUGCCAAGACCCUUGUUGAGUACGUCAAGUACCUCGAGACCGAAAACCCCUACCACCAUCGCGAGGUGUACUGGCCCAUCAGCGCGGCUGUCGAUGAGGACUUUGCCAACUGGGUGGUGGAUCUCUUCUUCUCCGUGCGCCCCCAGAUGGACAAGGUUGCCGGUUCCCAGCCUGUGCUCAUCUACCAGGCCGUCACUGAGCCCAUGUUGAAGAACAUGAAGAACUACGGUGGCAACCCCCUGGGACUCGCUGACGCCACUAGCCCUGUUCACAUCUUGCACGUUGCCUGCUGGUGGGACAAUGCGUCUGACGACCAGACUGUCUACGCGUUUGUCAACAGCUUCAUCGAGAAGGUCGUUGCUGAGGCCAAGGCCCGGGGUCUCUUCAAUGAGUACAUCUAUAUGAACUACGCCGGCAUGUUCCAGGAUCCCAUUAGUGGAUACGGUGCUGCCAACAAGGCUCAGUUGAAGAAGAUUGCCAAGAAGUACGACCCCAAGGCUGUUUACCAGACUCUCCAGCCUGGUUACUUCAAGCUUGAGGGUCCUCCCGUGACCGGUGCUUUCUAG